Didymodactylos carnosus is the source of this 300-nucleotide messenger RNA. The record is from the annotation of a GenBank genome assembly. Lineage: Eukaryota; Metazoa; Rotifera; Eurotatoria; Philodinida; Philodinidae.
AUGGGACCAACGAUGAUUCAUUAUGGAAAUAAAUCGGAAUGUUAUGAACAAUUGUUAAAUUAUAUUAAAGAACAAAUGAAUGGUCAAUAUCCGCUUAUAAUUGGGAGUGACACGGCAUCAGAAAUAACAAAAGCUGUGUUCGAUUUGAAUAUGAUAGUAGAAUCUGGUCAACUACCUAUCCGGCAACCAACGACUGAUUUUAAUAUUACAGAUACUGCAGGACGAAAACCUGGGAAGAAAAGUAUUCGUGGGACAACAACAACCAUAAGAUCAUCAAGAAAUAAAAAAAAAGUGCUUUAA